CUAAUUUUCCGUUGCCAACUUCACACAACAGCUAUAAAUCAGUGUUUGUUUAUGUAGUUUAAAAAUGUUUCGAACGCAACUUUGCCCAAAAUGAAUUUCGUGGAAUUAAUAAACGAUCUAGAAGGGACAUUAACAUCUUCAAAUUAUGUGGAGCACCUUUGGUGUAAAAUUCGCGAAGUGAUACCUACAAUUUCAAUUUCAUUAGAAGAUGAAGAAGUAUAUCGGAACCAUCUGCCACUGGAUCUCACAAAGUUUCUAAAAAAGUCAGUCUUUAAACUGAGAGACAUGAAGAAUGUCUCACAGCCCGAAGUAUGGAACGAUUUAGAUCCGAAGUAUAUAAGCACACUUGUGUACUUUGUGUUGGAACAAGAAGACGUGACCAUGCAAAAUGCGUUGUACGUGGCGAAUAUUUUUGUUUUGCUUAAUGUAAUACCGAUGACCCAAAAACAGCACUUCUAUAAGGUGACAUAUUUAAAAAUACUAGAAAUGCUGGGCGAAUUCAACCGCUCCCAAGAUUUAACGUGUAAUAGCAUUAUAUUUUUGAUGGACGACUUUAAGACUAUGUUAAUGAACACGUGCAUUCCAGAGGAGACUGUCAUAGCGACUAUUGCCGUUCUCCAUUCGUAUACAUAUUGUUGUAAUGAAACGUUUAAAACAUUUGAUGUUGAUAUUUCCUUUGAGAAUCUCGGAUAUUUAGCAUUUGUAAGUUUGAAAGUGCUUGCAGAACAGCUCCAGCAGCAAAAAAAUAAUGACCGAAAGUUAUUUCCGAUCCUGUUGUGCUUGAUGUCGUGCCUCAAAUCCUCGUCUGUUAGGGACCGUAGCAGAAGUGUGAAAACGGCCCAUUUGAACAAUGUCCAACAGUUUUUAAAAGAAACUUUUGAGUUAUUUCAGUCGAGAACUUUUUCCUUAAUCACAGAUGCUCUAAAAACUAUAUCUUUAUCCAGAGAGUAUGAUAAUUUUGAUGAUAUAGCCAAAGUCUUGCAGCAGCUACCCUCGGAUGUUAAUCAAGUUUUCCAAACUUUUUUUGUGGAAACGUUGCUCUGUAAUAAGGACGAAUUUAAAUUAAACCUGCUAAAUUUGGUUAUACCCAUACUCAGACAUCCUCCAGAAUACGAGACCAUUUCUAAACGAGUCGUUAAAGCGGAAGUGCUGUUGUAUAAUGUUAUAAUGCUAUUUGCCGAUAAAAAUGAAGCAACUAGAGAAAAUGCAUUGAAGGUGGUUGCUGAAUUUUCGGAGGACUCUUUAGGGCGGCGUGUUUUACGAGUAAGUUUUAGGGAUAAGAAUUCUAUAGUAAAGUUGUAUUAUACAAAUUUCUUUUGUUUGCACUGUUUUAUUCUCCUCACCUCGUUUACACCAAGGUUGGGUGUAAGUUGUAAGAGAAAGAGAUUUCCUUUUGCUUUACCAAACUGAAAGUACCAUAAAAAAACAAGGUAAAUGCUUAUCCCAUUUUGGUUGCUUGCCAGCAUGUUGCUACAAGUGGACCUUGUUAGAACUCAGGUCUACCCUGGCUAACU
Photinus pyralis (common eastern firefly) is the source of this 1514-nucleotide messenger RNA. RefSeq lists its product as uncharacterized. NCBI's taxonomy places the organism in Eukaryota, Metazoa, Arthropoda, Insecta, Coleoptera, Lampyridae. The record is from RefSeq and is a predicted model, not a curated record. The transcript is spliced from 3 exons. Bases 91 to 1410 code for a protein of 439 amino acids.